AUGUUAGACAUACACAUUUAGAUAAUAGAACUCGUUUCGUGCCUACUUGAUUAUGAGAAUUCAAAUAUAGCCUUCAAGUAAUAAAAAUUUACUUCUUACUUUCUAUUUGUAAGGACUAGCCAAAUACCAACCGCUAUUGUCAAAACUCCCGAAACAACUAUGGCUACAUCAAGUAAAACCUCACUAUCAAAUGCACACAUAUUUAAAUCGAUAUUUAUAUCUAUAUUUUAUUAUAAGUAGCCUGGUAGUUAAGUUCAUAGCGUUUCAUCUUAUGGCGCACUUUAAAAUCUUUCAUAGUCAAAUAAAACUAAGUCUGUAUUUUCAUCAAGACUUUAAAUAAAAUAUUAAAUUCCAAUAGUAUGUUUGAUCCAGAGUAAGAAUGGAAAAUGCAAUAAGAUUUUUUCAGGAAUUAGAUGCUAUAAGUUUAAUCAUAGCUAACUUCCCAUGCCUAAUCUCUCUGAUAUCUGUCUUUAUUUUGAUUUUUCUGAGUAGCAUUUACUAAUAAAAGUGAAAGAAGAUGUCUAUCUUAAAACUAAGAUCCUUCCCUUGAUUUUCUAUAGAGCAUCUUAAAUUAAUAUCAUACUAUUAGUAGAAUCUAGUAACCCAGUUAUUAGAAUAAUAUAUGAUUUUUAUAUUCUAAUUCGUAAAGAAAAGAAAAAUACAUAUUUAACCCUUUGA
Molecule: messenger RNA, 678 nt
Organism: Tetrahymena thermophila SB210
Lineage: Eukaryota; Ciliophora; Oligohymenophorea; Hymenostomatida; Tetrahymenidae
Exons: 2
Source: RefSeq, a predicted model, not a curated record